AUGGAUUCUGAAGUUAAGAACGCAAAUGGUGCAAACGAAAGCUCAUUUCCUACCACUCUUCUUUUCAGUGUCAAGGAUCGAGUGGGUAUACUGAUCGAAUGUUUGACAGCUAUUAAGACUUUGAAUAUUUCUUUAACUAGGAUUGAAAGUCGUCCAAGUAAAACCCCCGGCUGGGACUAUGAUUUCUUUAUUGAUUUUGGUGCUGAUGAGGAACAACUUUCUAACACAAUCAAAUCUUUGGAAAAAGUUACAAAGCAAGUUAAAGUCAUUAAUACCGGGGCUACUCAAGUAACACCGGUAGUGCCGUGGUAUCCACGUAGAAAGACUGAUCUUGACACAUUUGCUGAUAAAAUUUUAGCGAUGGGCGAAGAACUUGACGCCGAUCAUCCGGGCGCGUUAGAUCCGGUUUACAGAGCACGUCGUACUGAGAUUGCUCAAAUCGCUAAAUCUCAUCGUCAUGGCCAACCAAUUCCCAGAAUUGAAUACACUAAACAGGAAAUUGAAACCUGGGGUGUGGUUUUUCGUG
Racocetra persica is the source of this 526-nucleotide messenger RNA. NCBI's taxonomy places the organism in Eukaryota, Fungi, Glomeromycota, Glomeromycetes, Diversisporales, Gigasporaceae. The record is from the annotation of a GenBank genome assembly.